Molecule: messenger RNA, 648 nt
Organism: Spirometra erinaceieuropaei
Lineage: Eukaryota; Metazoa; Platyhelminthes; Cestoda; Diphyllobothriidea; Diphyllobothriidae
Source: the annotation of a GenBank genome assembly
AUGACGGUAGUGGUGGUGGUGGUGGAGGAGGAGGAAGAGGAGGAGGAGGAGGAGGAGGAGGAGGAGGAGGAGGAGUAGGAGACGUGGUGGUGUGAUAGGAUGGCAGUGGUAGUUCGGCGGCGGACGCGCUAUCUGAUGUGGAUCAUUCGGGCCGGACUAAUUUCGGCCUGAUUUUUCCGUAGUCCUUCGUGUCUAACCGUGACGAGGGCAUUCGACAAAUGCGCGAUGGUAAAGUAGAGGUGGGUCGGCAUGUUUCUAACCUUUUACUGUAGCUGACGGACGACGAAAAUUAUGUCGGUGGUUCCGCAUUGACGGCGUAAGCCGCACCGGAUUCCCGGCAGGAGAACUUAUUCCGGAUAGUUGUUUAGACCGUUGAGAAGAAUGCGAGCUAAAUUUGUACCGGCGAUGUCAGGCAGGCAUUUUCCUCGGUAACUGUCUUAUUGAACAGAACCGAUGCUAAUAUUGAUAUUGUUCAUUAGUUCAGCGAAUGCCUUAGUGAAUGCCCUCUUGCCCAUUUCAGGCCUGCCCGAUGUCGAACAGGAGACCUCAUCCUCCCCAUCAACCACAUCCGACAUGUCGCAUUCGCAGUUGCCCACAACGGAAACCGGUAUUCCCACUGUCUCCUUACCCCUGUUUGCGUGCAUUUAG